Molecule: messenger RNA, 850 nt
Organism: Ochlerotatus camptorhynchus
Lineage: Eukaryota; Metazoa; Arthropoda; Insecta; Diptera; Culicidae
Exons: 2
Coding region: 8-850 (280 amino acids)
Source: RefSeq, a predicted model, not a curated record
UCGUUUUAUGCUACGACGCCGACGACGCUUAGUAGCAAUAUUUAAAUAUAUGAACACGCUAGUACAGAAGCCUAAACCUUUGGUAACACCAAAGAUCUGGAAACGAGAUGAAAUUCUCACAUUUUUGGACAUUUUUGAAUCAACCUUCCAUGCAUCGGUAUCGCAUCCGUUCGACUCCGAAACGGACAUGUGGAAAUGCAUUUCCGAUAAACUACUAGAACAGGGCAUAACUGCAUCCGCUCAACAUUGUCAAAAUAAAUGGAACUUUCUGUACAAAACUUACGUGAACAAUCAAAAUCGACAGGGUGCUUUUUACGCAAAGAUCAAGCAAAUAGUCGAGUUUUCAAAAGAACUCAGUGAUCAGCAGGAUGAGCCUGAGCCCGUCACUAGCGAAGAACAGCAGGAUGUGGAGACUGAAAUUAUAGAAGACCUUGAAACGGACACCUUUAUGAAGCAGGAGGACUUUAGUCAUAUUGAAGGGCAAGUGGCGGAAGUAUCGGUAGAAGAAAGUUUUGAAGAACAUGAACAUCUAGACGAAAUAGCUACUUCAAACAUACCUGACCGUCAUCCCGAUGUGCAGUGUGAUAACCGGAAUAAUUUAAUUGAAGUGGAAGUAUCAGCAAAAAAGAGAAAACUAUCCAGUAAUGUAGAUAAUUUUGAACAGAAUACUAGUGUAAAAAUGGACGAAAAUGUAGAUACAAAGGAUAUUCUUCUCACAAUUCUGAGUAGAAUUGAUGCCAUUCACAAGGAACAAAUUGACCAAGGACGUCGUUUGGAGAUCAUCGAAAGGCGACAAAACGAGAACAGGCAGAUAUUGUUAAAUGUAAAGGAGCAUCUUGAAUUAAAGUAA